This is a messenger RNA of Laetiporus sulphureus 93-53, 4741 nucleotides long. Its product is annotated as P-loop containing nucleoside triphosphate hydrolase protein. The coding region runs from base 61 to 4581 and encodes 1506 amino acids. NCBI's taxonomy places the organism in Eukaryota, Fungi, Basidiomycota, Agaricomycetes, Polyporales, Laetiporaceae. The transcript has 40 exons. Gene Ontology annotation, molecular function: ATP binding; nucleic acid binding. The record is from RefSeq and is a predicted model, not a curated record.
GAGAACUUUGCAAGUGUCACAGACGCCUACGGUCUAGAUGAGCUCGACUACGAUGAAUAUAUGGACGAUCCUGACGUUGGGAUUUCCUAUUCAGCGGGUGCCGGUGCAGGUCUCGAGGACAUAGAUGAUCUUAUGGAAGAAAUCGAGGCUUCGUUUUCCCCAUCUCCUCCAGAGCGUAUCCGAGCCCGGAACGCUCAGUACAUCGCCCCGAGAUUUACACGCAACCCUGGUCCCCAGACUCCAUUAGACUAUGAUGACAUCUCUGAUUACGAUGAUGUGGAGCUGUAUCAAGCAUUCGAACCUCAGUUCCAGCCGGAUGUGCGUUUGACUGGCUCAUCGAGCUACGGACCUCCGACGCUUAGCCGGCGCCCGUUUGCAACGCAAUCGGUAGCUAGACUUUCAUUUCGCCAAACGGUCCCCCCUGGCGUUUUAUCUGCACAUAAUACCCGCCCCCCCAUGAUCCCCGGUUUGUUGUCUACAAGCGAUCGAUUGGCCCCUCAUGCAAAUGAGGCUCCUCAUGACAACCGUUGUGACCCAGCCAGAGGGUCAAACCCGCGAAAUGCACACGGCAUCCCGCUGCGUCCUGUGUCAAAAUUGCCUGACAUGUAUCGGUCAUUGUUCAAGUUCGGCGUCUUCAACGCAGUCCAGUCGAGCUGUUUCGACACGGUUAUGGAUACAGACGAGAACAUGGUCAUUAGCGCGCCCACGGGGAGUGGGAAGACAGUGCUCUUCGAGCUCGCGAUCAUCCGCAUGCUUAUGCAGGCGGGUGGGAAUACGAAGACGUCUAAGUGCAUCUACGUAGCUCCCACAAAGGCGCUUUGCUCCGAGAAGUGCAGAGAUUGGACCGCGAAAUUCCAGCCAUUGGGUGUGGAUUGCUGCGAGCUGACAGGAGAUACCGUGCACUUCGGAAAGAGUGCAUGGGGAAGCGCGCGGGAUGCUACUAUUAUUGUCACAACGGGUGAAAAGUGGGACAGCUUAACUCGCAACUGGAGCGAUCAUCAACGGAUCCUGUCGCAAAUUCAGCUUUUUCUUGUUGACGAAGUGCAAAUUUUAAACGAGCACCGUGGGAGCACAUUGGAAGUAGUCAUCUCACGUAUGAAGAUUCGUGGAUCCUCUGUACGUUUUGUGGUGGUGUCUGCCACUGUCCCGAACAUCGAGGAUGUGGCCAGCUGGAUCAGUAACGGAACUCCGGACGGCUCUGCUACCAUAAUGAAGUUUGGAGAGGAAUACCGGCCAUGCAAACUAUCAAAGUUCGUGUAUGGGAUACCGCGGAAGAGAGAACAGAACGACUUUGUAUUCCAGAAGACACUCGAUUACCGCUUGUAUGCCAUUCUCCAGCAACAUUCUGCCAACAAGCCAAUGCUGGUAUUUUGCUCGACUCGCAAAGGCGUGAUGACGACUGCAGAACAGAUCAUGAAAGAGUACGAAGAGGCCUCGCAUAAGAAACAGACGUUACCUUGGCUUAGACCUCCUAGAAUCGAGCAAAAUUUCCAAAAUAAGCGUCUGGAAAAGCUUGCAGUAUGCGGGAUAGGUGUUCACCAUGCAGGCAUAAGCAUGGAAGAUCGUCGGACUACUGAAGAACUAUACAUCAAGAAAGUGCUAAGGAUAGUGUUUGCGACAUCUACCUUGGCGGUCGGCGUCAACUUGCCUGCGCAUACGGUCGUGAUCAAGGGUGUCAAGAUCUUCCAGAACAAUACCUCUCAGGAGUACUCGGAUCUGGACAUCAUGCAGAUGAUGGGUCGUGCGGGCCGACCUCAGUUUGACAAGGAAGGUAUCGCUAUCAUCAUGUGUGAGGCUGAUUUAGAGGCAAAGUACAAAGCUCUGGCGCAAGGCCACACGGUCCUGGAGAGUUGCCUGCACCUGAACCUCUCGGAGCACAUCAACUCGGAAGUGGGACUCGGGACGAUUACAGAUCUUGAUACGGCUAAGGAGUGGUUGCACAACUCAUUCCUUUAUCGUAGGGUACAGAGAAAUCCGAGACACUACGCAAUUGGGAAGGACAACAGUCAGACGUGGCAACAAAGAAUUGAUGACAUGGUCACCCAGAGCAUCAUCAAACUGCAGGAUACCGAAUUAGUCACCUAUUCUGAGCAUGAGGAUGGUCAAUUGUGUUCCACGGAGUUCGGCGACAUCAUGAGCAAGUUCUACGUGAAGCAGUCAACAAUGAACCUCAUCCUCAAAUUGCCAGACCGUGCCACCGUUCGCGAGAUUCUUGAGGCAAUCGCGAGUGCAGAAGAAUUCUCGGAUAUCAGGCUUCGCAGUGGCGAGAAGCAGGUGUAUAACAAGAUGCGCGUACACAAUGAUAUUCGAUACCAGAUCAAGAAGAUCGAGAAACCGGCGGACAAGAUCUUCGUAUUGAUACAGGCCGUUCUGGGCUGUAUGAGCUUGUCCGAUCCCGAAUACAAGAAUGGUGAUAACAAUCCGCCCGGAGAAGCGUUUGCAAUUUUCCGACACGUUGCGCGAAUUGCAAAAGCUAUCGUGGAGGUGGCGAUUGUGAAGAAGGCAGGCGGUUUACUCAAGAGUGGCCUUGAGGCGAUGCGCUGUCUCAAUGCCAAGGCCUGGGAAGAUCGGUAUACGGUCAUGCGGCAAGUCGAGCGCAUCGGCGAGAAAUCUCUCAAGGUACUUGCGGAGCACAAUAUCACCAGCAUCGAUGCGCUACGAAAGGCAGACCAGCUGUGCCUGGAAGCUCUGCUCAAUCGUCGGCCACCUUUCGGCCUCGAGGUACUUGCUGCCGUGCAACAGUUUCCUCAGUAUACAUUGAAAAUCAGCGAAGUUGCCGUAUCAAGUCACGGAGGCAAGAAGCCCGUGGAGGUCGAAAUACUUGUUGAUUGUGGGUUGCUCAAUGCCACAGAGAUUAAGCCGAAGAAAGUCAAGACUAGGGUGGCGGACAUGACGGCGGUGCUCACCUUGACUUCGGACCUCGACUUCGUGGACUUUCGUCGCAUUCCGACGAAAGUACUGAAGGAGACUAAAAGUUUCUCGGUCAGCGUCCAGCUAACGAAGCCCAGCCAGUCGAUCACUGUGUGCAUCAGUUCGGAAAUCAUCGCUGGAGUGGCUAUGACCGAAUGUUAUAAGCCCAAUAUCGGCGCGAAGCACUACCCUACCAUGGUCACGCGCCCACAGAACUCCUUGGAUGUGAUGCUGGAGGGCCUCGAGGACGAUCCUGACUUCUGGAACAUGGGCCCGGACGAUGAGGACUUCGUGGAGGCGGAGUUACCUACAGCAAAAGUGGAGCCGCCGGCAGUCACUAGUAAGCCCGCUGCUACCCAGGCCAGCCUCUCCAAGCAUCAUGAGGAGCAACAGAAGACGAGUGCCAAGAUUGCUCCUGGUAACACCGCGGCAACGAUGCAAAACAGGCUCAAACGACUACCAAAUGGCAACUAUGAAUGCAACCAUAUGUGCAAAGACAAGAGAAACUGCCGCCAUGUCUGCUGCCAUGAAGGUCUGCCAAAACCCCCUCCAAUGUCGAAGAAGCGAAUCGAGGCUUUAUGCACUGAAGAGAGUAGCCAAAACAAGCUCGACAAGUCCACAGUCGGUUCCGAUAAUGGCUCGCGACACACGGACUCUUCAAAGGCUAAGGCGACAACCAAGGUCAAGUCAAAGCCGUGCGAUAAGGCGGGCGCUCAGCUGAAGCGCCUAGACGCUCUGCACGAAAAGACUAAUGUCAAGGCGAAUCUGAAAUUAUCUCCAGGGCAGCGCAUCAAACUCGACAAAUCUGUGAAUACUUCCGGGGAAGGGCUCAAGGGACGGUCUAUCGGCUCUGGCUUGACGUCUCUACGCGUGGACAACAAGGCUGAUACUGGCGACGACGUCAUCUCUAUUGACGACUCGGAUAAUGACGCAGACCUCCCGGAGCCUAGUGACUUAUUGAACUCCUUUGGCAAUGGAAAGCGGAAGGGAUGUGACGUCGCAAUUCCUUCUGACGAUACCACACACUAUUCUAACUCGGAAGUCGACGCUGCGUUACGAGAUGCUCCCUUAUACGACAAUGAAAAUAUCAGACAUAUGAAUACUAGUUCUUCUACGCCACAAGCUUAUGACAACUCUCCUCGCGCCGAAAACUGGCUCUGGAAUACUCCAGCUUCAAAGAGGCAGAAGCGAAGAAGUGAAGCCGAUGAAUCGCCUAUCAAUCACAAGCGCGCUGAGUUGGAACCCACACAGCGUGAUGAAACGUUCAGAAGGCCGCCUGCCAGCCCCAUGCAACGAAAAGUUGACAAGGGCAAGCAGAAGGCAGAGCUGCUAUUCUUGGACUCUUCCUCCGAUGAGCAUGGUCCUUCGGGCUGGCAGCAGGAUGUGGAGAUGGAACAAGGCUCUCCUUGUCGCUUUCAAGCUCCAGGUGAUGAACCAUUCGAGCUAGAUCUUAAUCUCUUCGAAAUCGUCCCGGACACGUCUUCCUCGGAGACUUUGGCAACCUCUUGCAGCGCGUCUCAUGAACAGUUAUCUUUGAGAGACCACAUAGAAGUCGAGCCUUCAAGUUUCGCUUUUGACGACGAACCUCAGGAGGACAAUAGUUUUCAGAAAGAUUUGGAGGAGCUAGAAGCCUGGUGGCAUAGCGGAGCAGUAGAGAUUAUCGAUGAUUAGCAAGACACCAGCGCGAACAAUCUUCUCGUAGAUGCCAAAGAGCAUUGUGUACUUUACAAACGGGAUUGGUAUUGGACGGGCUACAAAGCUCAUUACUUGUUCGUUGCCAGUCUGAUUAAUAUACGCAGCCGAUGUUCAUGGCCUUGCGGUCAGCCACCCA